This is a messenger RNA of Corvus hawaiiensis (hawaiian crow), 4182 nucleotides long. It is a transcript of the gene RFFL, whose product is annotated as ring finger and FYVE like domain containing E3 ubiquitin protein ligase. The transcript is spliced from 7 exons. Gene Ontology annotation, cellular component: plasma membrane; cytoplasm. Gene Ontology annotation, molecular function: ubiquitin protein ligase activity. NCBI's taxonomy places the organism in Eukaryota, Metazoa, Chordata, Aves, Passeriformes, Corvidae. The record is from RefSeq and is a predicted model, not a curated record. The coding region runs from base 725 to 1813 and encodes 362 amino acids. Gene Ontology annotation, biological process: proteasome-mediated ubiquitin-dependent protein catabolic process; protein K48-linked ubiquitination; negative regulation of extrinsic apoptotic signaling pathway via death domain receptors.
GGUGCUGGCGUUUCAGCAGAGCUGUGUGUGGCUGUGCUGAACGCCUGCGGCCCCAUUGCAGCUUUUUCCUGCUCUGCCUUGCACCCUGCCCCGGCGGGCUGCCCUGUUUACUCUCUGCUCUGUGGUAAAUGGAUGUCACUUCCUUCAUUAAAAUGCUGGUGCGUGGCCAGAUUCCCUUCCUUUGGGCUCGCACGCUCGGAGCAGCAGCGCUGCCGAAUCCAGCUGCGUGCCGCGCUCCGGGAUCUGCUCCUGGCUGGAUUGUUGGGACCUGCUGAGCCUGCCGAGGUUCCUGAGCCCACACACAGAGGCUUUUGGAGGCAUCUCCGAGGUGGAGAAGCACAGGUGGAGCUGUGUUGAAGAGGGGCUGAAGAUGGAUUAUUGCUGGAGAGCACAAGCUGCGCUUCCAGCCAGGGACUGUGUGCAUCCCACGGGGAAGGUGUAGCCAGCGUUCGGAAUGGGGUGCCAGUGCCAGCCUGCUCUGGCCAGCGGAAGCAGCCUCUGGACAUGAGGAUGUGGAUGCUGUUCAAGGGCAUCCCCUGAUGUGCCCGGCAGCACAGGCACUCCUGGAUGCACAGGAUCCUGGCCAAAAGGACACAGAAAUCCUGGACACCCUGUUCUGACUGUGCUCGGUGCGGACUGACUGAGCACUCUGCCUUUGUAGCUGACCAGGGUCUCACCUGAAGAGUUUUAAACUGACAUCAAAGUUGCUGAUCAGACUGGUACUAUGUGGGCGAGCUGCUGUAACUGGUUCUGUGUGGAUGGCUCCACUGAGGAGAUGCCACCGCCACCAACAGCCCGAGCCCAGGCCUAUUCCAACCCUGGCUACAGCUCCUUCCCCUCUCCCACUGCUUCUGAACAGAGCUGCAAAGCCUGUGGGAUGCACUUCGACAGCUCCUCCAGGAAGCACAUCUGCUUGGACUGUAAGAAGAACUUUUGCACGUCCUGCUCAAACCAGCCCGAAGGUGGGCCCCUGCUCUGCCACCUCUGCCAGCGCUUCCGAGCCACGGCUUUUCAACGGGAGGAGCUGAUCAAGAUGAAGGUGAAGGACCUGCGAGAUUACUUGGCACUCCACGAGAUUUCCACAGAGUUCUGUCGUGAAAAGGAGGACCUGGUAUUCCUGAUCCUUGGCCAGCAGCCUGCAAUUACCCAGGAAGAUCAGAUAAGAACAAACACAUUUAAUACCAGUGCCCAUGGACAGCAAGACUUUGUGAGUCACCCCCCAACCAGCCUGGCCUCUUCUACCUCACAAGAUGAGCCCUCAGUGUCUGCAGAUCCCAUCUCAAGUUCAGAAGCUCAGGAACACCAACAGGCCAAUGGCCAUGUGCCUCCGAGCCCAGCCUGUGGAACAGCAGCUGAGAAUGCAGCAGAAGAAGCAGCAGCAGCAGAGGACGAGACACAGUCUACUGACUCUGAGGAUAACCUGGUGCUGGGCAGGAAGGCCUCGCUGUCUGACCUGACGAGCAUCGGGGACAUCAACGCGCUCUCCGUGCGACAGCUGAAGGAAAUCCUCGCCCGCAACUUCGUCAACUACAAAGGCUGCUGUGAGAAGUGGGAGCUGCUGGAGAGGGUCACUCGCCUCUACAAAGAGAAGGACCUUCAACAUCUGGUUUUGGACACUGAUGAUCAAACUGGUGCUGCUGGGCCCCCCAGCACCGAGGACAACCUGUGCAGGAUCUGCAUGGAUGCUCCCACCGACUGCGUGCUGCUGGAAUGUGGGCACAUGGUGACGUGCACCAAGUGCGGGAAGCGCAUGAGCGAGUGCCCCAUCUGCCGCCAGUACGUGAUCAGGGCCGUGCACGUCUUCAGGACCUAAGGGUGGCUGUGGGGUCAGGGCUGCUGCUGCCUUAAAGCCUCAGUGCUCUUAGGAAAAGGGCCAACAACAUCCCUGCAAAUAAUUACUUUGGAGAUUAGCAAUGGACCCCGCUGCAAGGGAGGGAAGGAGGAAGCCUGGGGAAAACUGCUCUGCUCAAGCCAUGCCCGACUCUGCUCGUCCCACCAUCGUGCUUUACACCACAGUGCCUGGACUCCUUGGAGCUCAUUGCCAGCAAUCAUUAACCACCUCCAUCCUAGGAUAAUUUGAGGACAGAUGGACACCCAGCUUUCCACCAGGAAGAUCAGCUCCAGAGGCUUUGUAUUUUCCUCUGAAUAAUAAAAGUGAACUGGGAUCUCAAAAAGUGUCCUUUGUUUUGCUGCUCAGGCUACACCCAGCAAAAAGUUGAUUUUCAAAGAUUAAAAUGUCACUAUGCUUGUUAAUUUUAUUUUUAACUUAAUGUAAAAUUGUUAUGCUUGCAGGACAGGCAAGACCACCCCUGCUUUCCCUAAUUCCAGCCUAGUGCAAUUGUGGAAAAGUGUGUAAUUUUUUAUCAAGGUUGUCUUUGUAUUAAUGGAAACUGUCAGGGGAGGGAGGCUGGGAAAGCUCAGCCUUGCCCUGUGUGCUGGGUUUGUGUUUCUGUGCCAGAGGGAGGUUUCUGGUUUGAUUUUGUCAACUUUGACUUCACAGCACGUGCCAGAGGUGGGGCUCAAACUGAACUGGCCUCACUUGCUGAGGGAGCUACAAAUCCAAGGCUUGAGUCUUCCCCAGGGUUUAGUGAGGAAACCACGCAGCUGCAGAGCCGUGAGGACUCCACUGCUACACAAUCAUAUUUAAGGACAGGUGACUUUUUCUUUUUUUAAAAGGGAAUCAAGAAAAAAAAGCCUUUGUCUCCCUUGGAUCCAUGAGCAAUCUCUGCUUCCCCCAUCCUCCCCCGUGCUCAGUUCUACAGUUCUGUUAACUUCCACUGCUCAUCAAAAGCAGUUUAUUUGUCCUUUCUGCUGGUGAGGGUGGGGAGGAGGGAGUCUGUGGUCUGAUCCCUGACAGCUCUCCUGAGCAGUGUGUUCAGCUGGAAGAGACUUCCUAGAGAAGUCUGGCAGUUCUUGCUGGAGGUGAUUGUAGCUGGUGUAUUUUCCCCUCAGUGGCCUGUAAGCAUGCAGGGCACUUGGCUGCUGCACAGCCAAGCUUCAGCAUCCUGCUGCCUUGAGUGUCCAGCACCAUGGGAGUGUUCCCUCAUCCCAAGGCAGCUGUGAAGCUGAUUCCCCCCUGCAGCAGAGCUUUCCGGGCUGCCUGUGGGGAGCGGGGACGGCUCCGUGCUCAAACCUGGCUGGCAGCAGAGAACAGCACAGGCCCAGCGUCCCCUCAGCUCCUGAGGCACUGCAGGGCAGCCACAGGGACAGCACAGAAGCUCCUGUGCAGUGAGUGGGCAAGUGGCAACAGCAAAUUCCCCUUGGGUGUUCUUGAACAGGGACAGUGCCACGAGAGCAGCUCAGCUCAGGGAGCCAGGGUCUGCUCUGGGAGCUGCAGCCAGAACAGCACCUGAGGUGAGAAAUCCAUGGCUCAGGAGGCAGCAGGAGAGGCGCUGCUGAGGUGCUCUCAGAGCUCCACAAAAAUGCAGCAGCUGCUGCAGUUCACUGAACUCAGCAUUCUGAGUUCUGCCUCUGUCCCUGGUCAGGUUGUUCUUUAAUCUUUGACUUUAACAGGUUCCAGCACAAGAACAAACUGAACAAGUCAGUGCAUCACGAGAGGACAGGUAAGACUCUGCUCUGGAGAGGGCACAGGGAGCUCGGAGAGCUGCAGCAACACACAAAGUGCUGAGCAGCCUCAUUUGGGAAAUUCACUGUGAAAAUUCACGUUGUCAUAUUCUUCAAUUAACUCAGGGCUGGGGGAAUUCAGCAGGAAGAUGAUUCCCCUAGGGAUAGAUGUGCUUUUCCUUGUAGAGGGUAGGCUUAUUUUCUACAGCAGGUAAAUCAAGCUGCAGAUCAAUGCCUGAAAUUUUAGGGAUGAAAAGAUCCACCCACCCUGUGACUCCAAAAUGUGCUUUGUGAAGGGAGGACUCUUCUUGCUUCCCUUAUAAAAAUGGAUUCUCUACUUAUGGAUAUGAGGUUUUUUUAAAGGAAAAUCAAAAUUUGGAGGAAACUGAUUAAUGAUCCAAAGGAAUAUAAUGUUCUGAACUAAUAAAGUAAAUGGAAAUAUUUAUGUGCUUUAUGUACACUGUACAUUGUUUAAAGAUUUAAAGAGUUAAUAUUCUACUUGAAAGGGCAUGUUAUUCACUAUUAAAUCCUCUGGUACUAUGAUGGUUAAACUUACUAGUUUUGGUACAGAAGUCUGGUUUAUAAUUUUAUAAUAAAGUUGAAAUGUGAUUUAGUUAA